CUGUUUCUAGGUCUCAUCGACUUAGCGCUCACUAAUGCAUACAUUGUGCAUCGUCAAGUGCAAGCAGCCAACGGCAAGCGUGCCAUGUCGCAUUUCCAGUUUUUGGCAGAACUUCAUGCACAGUUACUGAAUGUUCAGCCCGAUGACUUCACACGGAACACACGGGAUACACUUUAUACACCCACUAUUCCCACACGACCCUCAACAGCGCACGAACAUCUUCCUGAAGAGACACAAUAUUUUACCAAAGAGAUUGGUGAUCCACGUCGCAAACGCAAACAUCGUGCUUGCAAGGUUUGCUCCUGUAUUGCGGGAUCUACUGACAAACGGGGAAAAACACCAAGUGGUUCUGUCGAGCGUGCUCCAUGGGCAAGUCAGGCGAGUAAUGUGUACUUGUGUCAGCACUAUCGGCGCCAAAGUGGCGGUAUCAAGAAGUCCUGCUUCUCUAUAUGGCACGAAGACUGGGAAAACGGGAACGAGAUUCCACUGGAAUAUUCAAAACGCCUUCAGUUUAGGUUGCCUUCCCAAGCAAGACGUACGCGAGCUCAAACUUAG
Messenger RNA from Phytophthora sojae, 555 nucleotides. RefSeq lists its product as hypothetical. The record is from RefSeq and is a predicted model, not a curated record. The transcript is spliced from 3 exons. The annotation marks the transcript as partial. NCBI's taxonomy places the organism in Eukaryota, Oomycota, Peronosporomycetes, Peronosporales, Peronosporaceae.